AAAUCCCACGUCUGUGAUCAAUCAAGUGUCUCAGGACCUCAUAUAUUGUGUCGUAUACAAUAGAACUGAAAGACAUUCUGUACAGUGUCGAGAAUCCGUCUGUAUUUACUGUCACAGAAAAUAUUCUCUCAUGAAGUCAACUAGGCCAAUACAUUAUAAGUAUUAAGAAGAUAUAAGCCUAUAGAUAAAGCAACAUGAGUACCAGUAACGUUCGAACUGAGUCCCGGACUUACAGAAUCGAAACCCAGCAAAGAUUUACGUCUGGCCAACGCACAACUAACGCGAGCGACUACGGUACUAAGUCGGUUACAAGUAGCCAGUUUAACGGCUCUCCUGCGAAAAAUGUACCUAGCAUUCGCGUUACCAGCGAAACGAAAUCGCACGAAUUCAGACCCGUAUCACCUUUAUAUGAUCAGUACAAAUCCAGAUCACUAAAUGACAACGAGAUGGAUCGGCCAACAGCGAUGAUAAAGAGCUCCGACAUGACGGAAGAGAUGCAGGAAUCAGCCGUCGAGGUAGCAAUUGAGGCGUUUGAACGGUGCAAGAUAGAGAAGGACAUCGCUGCAGCCAUUAAACGAGGCUUCGACGAGAAACAUGGACCUGCGUGGCAUUGCAUCGUCGGCAAGAGCUUCGGAAGUUACGUAACUCAUGAGACAGAUUAUUCUAUCUACAUGUAUAUCGGGCAGAUGGCUGUUCUGCUGUUCAAACAAGGAUAGCUAAUUCGUCCAGCAAAUAAAUUCAAUUAUAAUAAAUAACUUCUUUCGUAUAUUUAUUUUUUUGUAAAUCUCGGAGCACCUAUUUUGAAAGAUAUGUCCAAGGUAGGCCUACCUUCAGUAUAGGUUUAUUUCUUGAUUUCUUUUGCCAAAAGUUAGCAAUAUGUUGGCCUUAUCUUAUUAAUAGGAAUUCAGCUGUGUUUGAACUUCUCUCUUACUAAAACCUCUAUCACCAGUCUCUGAAGGCUUUCGGUGGCAAUGUUUCAUUAAGAGCAGUGAUUCCUGAGAAAUCAUUAUGGUUAGCUUACAAGUACGGGGUAAGCUUACAAGUACGAAAGUAGUUCGGCUUGAAACGUUGAAGCAUGAAGCUUACAGUAACCACAGACCCUAGGGUCUAUGCAAUAUAACUAACCAUCAUAGGAAAAAGUAUCACUAUCACUCCCGGCAUUUACAUAACGCCUUUCUUUUCAGAGGAUUAAGCUGGUGUCAUUUCGGCCGACGUACGCCAAAAACAGGCCUCCAUCUGUACGUAGCUAAUUAAUUUGGCCAUCACAAACCGAAAAACUAGUAAAUUCAAAACUUGUGAUUCAUAGGGGCUUGUAGCCCGGGACCUAAAUUUCCUACCCACGGCCGAAUUUAGGGGCGGAUUUAGGGCCCGGCCCCCCCUUUUUGGAACAAAAAAAAAAGAAAAAAAGAAAGAAAAAGAAAAAAAUGAUAGCCCACAACGCCUCAAAUGUUAUUUUCGGGCGUCUAGAACACAAAAAGUUCGCGGACCCCCUAGGUCAUUGUUGUCUCGAUCGGCCCAAAUUUCGGCCCCCCUCCCCCUUUUGGACAUCUCUGGAUCUGCCCCUGGUUCAAUUUACAGGGAUUUCUACUAAGGGGAAAUACUUAUUGACGAUGUGAUCAAGAACCGAAUACACUGAAAACGAAGUCCUUGACUUUGACACACUAUCACACUUUUGUCUGAUUACUGGUCUCAUGAAGAACAAAAAUCUUAAGAGUUUGCCUUGUUUUAGGCCUAUUGUAGAUAUAAUUUAUUUCAAAUAAAUGGAAUUUUGUAUUGACUAUUAACAUAUCGAACAACUCGGUCUUCCGAUGCAUGGAGACAUCAACUUCGAUAUUUUGAAGAAACUGUAACAUACUGUACUGAAGUUAAUAAAAUGUUUCCAAUAGACUGUAUCAUUUUAAAUAUUUUUGUCAUUCUUAUGCCGUUUGGUCGAAGAUAAUUAAAAAGUAAGAA
Molecule: messenger RNA, 1953 nt
Organism: Anneissia japonica
Lineage: Eukaryota; Metazoa; Echinodermata; Crinoidea; Comatulida; Comatulidae
Product: dynein light chain 2, cytoplasmic-like
Exons: 2
Coding region: 195-716 (173 amino acids)
Biological process (GO): microtubule-based process
Cellular component (GO): dynein complex
Molecular function (GO): dynein light intermediate chain binding; dynein intermediate chain binding
Source: RefSeq, a predicted model, not a curated record